Molecule: messenger RNA, 1296 nt
Organism: Panicum hallii
Lineage: Eukaryota; Viridiplantae; Streptophyta; Magnoliopsida; Poales; Poaceae
Product: mitochondrial amidoxime reducing component 2-like
Exons: 8
Coding region: 106-1080 (324 amino acids)
Molecular function (GO): molybdenum ion binding; catalytic activity; pyridoxal phosphate binding
Source: RefSeq, a predicted model, not a curated record
CAUGAUUCACUGGGCUCAGAUUUGCUCUGUGCCGCUUCACCUGCAGUAGCAGACUAGCAGUACUCUGCUCUGCUGCGCCCAGGCCUGCCUGCCCCACCCGACCCAAUGGAGAAGGCCGCCUCAUUCCUCUCCUCGCUCCUCGGUGGCGGCGGCGACGCCGGGGGGCCGGCGGCCACGGUGACGUCCGUCCUCAUUUACCCCAUCAAAUCCUGCAGGGGCAUCUCCGUGCCCCAGGCCCCCAUCACCGCCACUGGGUUCCGGUGGGAUCGGCAGUGGAUGCUCGUCAACUCCAAAGGGCGAGGCUGCACCCAGAGGGUGGAGCCCAAGCUCGCGCUCAUCCAGGUGGAGUUGCCGCCGGAGGCCUUCGCCGAGGACUGGCAGCCCACGCCCAACGACCACAUGGUUGUCAGAGCACCUGGAAUGGAACCAUUGAAGAUCCCUCUUGCUUCAGAAUGCGCCACAAUCUAUGAUGUAUCUGUUUGGGAGUGGUCUGGCUCUGCUUAUGAUGAAGGACCUGAAGCAGCCAAAUGGUUUUCCACUUUCCUUGGGAACCCAACUCGACUGGUGCGCUUUAAAGAAGAGUCGGAAACUAGACUGACCGACCCUGACUACGCACGAGGUUACAACGUCAUGUUUUCUGAUGGCUACCCAUUUCUGAUAACCUCCCAGGAUUCACUGGAUGCGCUAAAUGAGAAACUCGAAGAGCCUGUACCAAUUAACCGCUUCAGACCAAAUAUUUUAGUGAAGGUAUGCCACCCAUACGCAGAGGAUCUAUGGAAAACAAUAAAGAUAAACAAGCUAACAUUUCGAGGUGUGAAGUUAUGCGGCCGUUGCAAGGUGCCUACAAUCAAUCAAGACACUGGAAUACCUAGUCCUACUGAACCAACUGAAACGCUGCAGAAAUAUCGGUCUGGAGAAGUGCUGCUUCCAAGCCACAAAAAUAAACGUCAGGUGUACUUUGGGCAAAAUGCAGUCUGCAAGGAAUCCCUGUCAGCUAAUGGCGAAGGAAGGAUCAUCAAGGUUGGCGAUCCCGUUUAUGUCACGCAGUCAUUCUCUUCAUCUGGUGAAGUGCCAGCCUGAGUGAUGAAUCAGGGCUACGUAACAGCCACUUCUACUCUGUUGCGUAUGCAAAAUACCAUGAACUGUAUAUUCAACACGGAUCUUAGUGAUGUACAUGUGUGUCUGUUUGCAAUCGAAGUCUGUCUGACAGAACUUCAGACAUGCUGGUUGCCCAAAGAAAUGUAGAUAAUCCGUUGAAUUCAUUUAGACAAUUAACGUUUUAUGGAGUCAGCAAUG